This is a messenger RNA of Mytilinidion resinicola, 744 nucleotides long. RefSeq lists its product as uncharacterized. The record is from RefSeq and is a predicted model, not a curated record. Lineage: Eukaryota; Fungi; Ascomycota; Dothideomycetes; Mytilinidiales; Mytilinidiaceae. The annotation marks the transcript as partial. The transcript is spliced from 2 exons.
AUGGACAAGCUCAAGGCUGCGAACAGUGAUGUACGAGAUCUGCAGAAGACUGUUGGCACCCAGAAGGAACGUAUCGACAGCCUUGAAUUAGAGGCGCGUGCUAGAGUUGAGGAUGCGUCCACCACCGUCAAACCGGCACUCGAAGACGUCAAAAAGCUGCGCAACUCUGUAGACUACCUUGAGACACGUCUUCAAGCCUCUAACGUUGCGAGGGUCGAUGCCCUUGAACAGAUUUACAACCUGAAGCACGACGUCAACCCGUUUAACAGACCCCAGCCGUCAGAGAAGCAGCUCACUAUCGACCUUCAGGAGGCUUGCUUGAAGAUCCACGUUUUGGAGAGCCAACUCCAACGGACAGGACGAUACUACGAGAACGAGGAGCUCAAAUCAAAGCUUGACGAUGCCGAAAUCCAUGUGCUCAGAUUGCGUAGAGAGAUGGAAUACUUCAAAAAGGUACUUGAAAGCGAGGUUCGAAAACACGCGUCCUUCAAGAUCUGGUCGGAGGUGGAUGAUAACAAAUCGCUUCCACCGAAUGCGACACGGGAAGAUGUUGAUCGGAUGAUUGCGCUCCUUCAAAAGCGUCUGAAGGCCCACCUGGCGAAUACUUCUGGCAAGGUCGACAAGCAGCUAGCGGAACAUGAGUUCCGCAUCGAUCAAUUGAGUAAAGAGGUGGAAUUCUACGUGCGAGAGAUCAUCUACUACAAGCUUGACAUCAAAGGGUACAAGAAGGACAUCAAGAGCCUG